AUGACCCCCACUCGCGACAACGAGGAAAAAGAGGGGCGCACUUAUAAAGACUAUGCCUACAGCCCUGUACCAGUGAGUUCCCCUUCAGCGGUGUAUGGUACACCCCCGGCCAGAGAGUCCGUGGAGUUAAAUAUACGCGGCAGGACGUCGUUGCGCACCGUCGGCCAUUGCUGUCCUGACGACAUGACGGAGAAGGGUUCCAAGUACGUCCAGUUCCUGGCCGCCGCGGCGGGCAGUUUGUCUGUUGUCGCGACUGGUGCCAUGAUGGGAUGGACGAGUCCGGUUCUUCCUCUCUUGAAGAACGGUAACGGACCUUUAGAAUUGCCAAUCAAUGAAAAUGAAGGUACUUGGAUAGCAGCUCUGAUGGCCCUUGGUGCUAUUCCUGGCAGUUUCAUAGCAGGAUACCUUGGUGAAAAAUGGGGUCGUAAACGAACGUUGUUAUCUUGUACGGCAGUGUUCUUAAUUGGAUGGAUACUUAUUGCUACUGCAAGUCAUAUUGCUCAACUUUAUGUUGCCCGACUCGUAUUUGGAGUGGCUCUUGCUUUUCCAUUUACAGUUCUUCCUAUGUAUUGUGGUGAAAUUGCUGAAACUUCUAUCAGGGGAACGUUGGGUUCUUUUCUUCAACUCUUUAUCACGAUUGGUUUCCUAUAUAGUUAUGCCAUUGGACCAUUUGUCAGCUACACGGUCUUUUGGAUUCUUUGUGGCAUCCUGCCAAUAAUUUUUUUCGUCUGCUUCAUGAUAAUGCCUGAAUCUCCAUACUUCCUUCUCGGCAAGGGUCGCAGAGAUGAGGCGAUCACUUCUUUGGCGAAGCUUCGGAGCAAAUCCGAAACGGCUGUCCAAAAGGAAGCCGACGAAAUACAAGCAAUACUUGACGAGGCGUACAAAAAUCAAGUUACCAUCUCAAUUUUGUUCAAAGACAAGGCGAACUUCAAGGCGUUGAUUUACACAUGUGCCUUAGUUGCCUUCCAGCAAUUCACCGGUAUCAAUUUGGUAUUAUCCUAUAUGCAAGAUAUCUUUAAAGAUGCCGGAGGUCUAGUCCCAACAGAACAAGCGCCGAUUAUUGUCGGAGCUGUACAGGUAUUAGCGUCAGCGGUGACACCCGUAAUUGUCGACAGGUCAGGCAGAAGAUUGCUCCUCAUUUUCUCCGGCAUUGGUGAAACAGUCAGUUUGUUUGCCCUUGGCUUAUACUUCUAUCUGAAGGACGCACAGCAUGCAGACGACACGGUACAGCAGAUAUCCUGGUUGCCGGUGGUCGCGCUCGUCAUCUUCAUCUCCACGUAUUGCGUGGGAUGGGGCCCACUUCCAUGGGCAGUAAUGGGCGAGAUGUUUGCCUCGAAUGUCAAGGCUAAGGCUUCCGGUAUAACGGUUUGCGUCUGCUGGUUCCUGGCCUUUAUCGUACUCAAAUUUUCUAACGACCUCGACGUCGCAUUCGGCAAGUACACGAUGUUUUGGAUAUACGGAGGAUUCUGCGUCCUCAGUAUUAUUUUCACGGUGCUCAUCCUGCCCGAAACGAAAGGCAAGUCUCUUCAGCAAAUCCAGAACGAACUUAACAGGGUGACUUCGACUACCGAUGCCGAGAACGGAAUAAAGAAGUGAGGAGGGAACACACACAUCCGAUAAUCCUGAUGGUGUACGCUGAACACACAAUAAAUUCGUGACACUUUGAAGAGAUCAUGUAUUUAUAAAAACAAAUGGCGGGAAAAUUUUAUAUCUUUAUGACAUAUCUAGAGAUUUAAUAUUUUACAACGACGGAUAAUCAAGUAGAGUACCAAAAAAUAGGGAUAAUAUACAUAUGCCUAUUGUUCUACUGCCAAAUUUAGAGAUAUAGAUAAUAUAAGAAAAAAGCAUCUUUAAGCUUGUGGACCAUCAGUCUUCUUACUAAUAUUGAAACAAGGAAAGUUUUAAUUAAAAAGAAAAACGGAUACAAAAUUAUGCAAUAAACAAACCUCCGAACAAACAAUUUAAAAAAGGGUGAAAAGGAGGUACACUAUUUUUACUUUGACAUUCAAAAUAACUUUUUUAUUUUCUAUACGCAACCAAAAAUAUUUUAUAUUUUUCCAAACGUUUUUACAUAAAAUUAUAACAUAGAGCACAAUUAUAAUGUGUGUUUAUAUAUGUAUAGUAGAAGUCAUUAUGCACAAAUACGCUCGUUAAUAAUAUUUUGAUACAUAUCAUUGUCCAUAAACUUUAUUUCUCGAGCGUAAAGAAAUUUAUAACGUGUCAGUAAACGUUGCUUUUGGCAAGCAAGUUCCUGUUUGGUGGGUGAAGGAAAUGUGAUGGAACAGCAAUAUAAUUCUUCUACUUGUAUUUUAUCGAAAGUCUCUAGUAUUACGUAUGCUGAUUGUAAGAGACGUAGUGUAAGGUAUGAAAAGUGGUUAAUUUUGCAGCGUAUUUCUCGUUCACGGAUGAGAGACUAGUCAUUUUAUAACGUCUGUAUAGAGAAUGUAAUAAUUAACAACGACGCCGAAAAUAUCAUUAUCUAAAAGAAAAUUUCAUGUCGACGAUCAUUAAAAUCAUUAAAAUUGCCACUAAAUUAAGGAAUUUAUAUGGAGCGAAGAAAAAGAGUUACAACAUUGCAUAGUUAUUUUUAAUAAAUAUUGACAAUAACGAAAUGUCAUAUAUUUAAUCAUUUACAAAACAUGAUUUUUAUAUAAUUUGCAUACGAUAUAAAUUUUUAUAUGUAUAAUAAUUAAACGAACAAAAUUAUUUUAAGAAAUAGAACCCGAACUGUAUUAUUAGUUACUUUAGAUAAAUUUUCUAAGUUAUAUUAUUUAUAAAUGAUAUUGUACAUAUUAUUAAUAUUAUUUCAAUUAAGUGGUACUAUUUUUAAACAUUUAAUACACAUUUUUCUUCUUAAUAACUUAUAAAUAGAGAUAACAUGUUUGUAAUUUACACAAAUUUGUAAUUUAAUAAUAUCUAUAUACUAUUAAAAAUUGUAUUUUUUAUAAAAUUUUAUAAAAAUACUUUUAUCUAUUUUUAUAAUACUGCUUCUAAAAUUUAUUUUGGCAAACAAAGUUAUGAGAAAGAGAUAUUGGAAAUUGUAAUUAUAUAAAAUUUUUUUAAUUAAAAACGCACUUUUAUCAAAAAACGCGCUGAUUGUACAUGUUGAUUAACAAAUAAAAUUUUUAUAAACAA
Molecule: messenger RNA, 3135 nt
Organism: Monomorium pharaonis (pharaoh ant)
Lineage: Eukaryota; Metazoa; Arthropoda; Insecta; Hymenoptera; Formicidae
Product: facilitated trehalose transporter Tret1-2 homolog
Exons: 6
Coding region: 1-1596 (531 amino acids)
Biological process (GO): carbohydrate transport; transmembrane transport
Cellular component (GO): membrane
Molecular function (GO): sugar transmembrane transporter activity
Source: RefSeq, a predicted model, not a curated record